AGACUGAUAUUCUUCCCUUAUUAUGGACCCCUGCGGCCCUCCGAGAAUUUUUUCAAGUACUCAUCCCCAACAUCAUUUUCAUUGCCUACACAGCAAAAUCAUCUUUGGUCAAGUUUGCCAUUUAAUUUACCGACGUUGUUUCCCAUCUCUUGUCAUAUACAACUUACACCCGAAUUUUUGGCCAAUCGAACAUUGCAGGGCCAGCAGUUGCGGCGUAACGAGGACGACAGCCUUCAAAAGCCAGCCAGCACUAUAAACGACCAUAAAUGGUCAACACCACGAUGACGGACAUGCCAGCAAUUUUGGAACAAAGUCUUGCCACGUUGCAAACCUCGUGGAUUCCAAUCAUCCUUGUGCCCUUUGCCUAUCUGGCUCUAUCACAGAUAUCAAAAUCAGUAGGAUUGGGUGGUCGAUCAGACAAGGGAAAAGCCGCCGGAUCUCAUGCUCCAGAUCACUCAAAGUUUGAUACGUCAAAUAUACGUGUAGCAAAAAUCCUCAUCCACCCCAUCAAGAGCUGUAAGGGCACUUCUGUUCCAGAGGCAAAGUACACUCUUGAAGGAUUGGAUAAUGAUCGGAAAUGGUGCGUAAUAAGGGCAGAUAAUAAUGUAGUCGUGACUGCCCGAGAUGUGGCUAAGAUGAUUCUUAUAAAUCCUCGUAUCAUCCCGGAUUCCUCAUGUUCAGAAGGUGGCCGGCUCGAGGUAUCUUUCCCAACGGAGUCGGGCUGUGAGGCCUUCUCCGUACCGUUAAAUCCCACUGAGGAAGCACUUCAGGAUUGGCAGAACCUCGAUAUAUCGUUGUGGGGUAAGAAUGACAUCGAGGGGUACGUAUGUCAGACCAACAUAGGAAGGUCGCCCUCGGAGAUACUUUCGGAAUAUAUGGGGUUGCCCGUACACUUGGCUAUGAAGGGCUCGCGUCCGCGGAUCUGUUCGCCUACUGAACGGUUUCCCGACCUAGAUGCACCCUCAUACUUUCAGGAUGGGUAUCCUUUGAUGUUGAUGUCCGAGGAAAGUGUUGCGGCCGUGCAGGGGCUGGUCAGAGGAAUGGUGGGCAUGCAGGGCAUAGAAGAAAGGUGGUCCAGCGAGAAUCUACAGAUAGAAAGGUUCCGCCCUAACAUAAUCAUUAAAGGAGCCGGCGCACCUUUCUUCGAGGAUAUACUCACUGAAUUCACUGCCGAUUCUCAUCGCGAGAGUGUAGACAAGGCGUCACCAAUCAUUCGGCUUGUGUCUAAGUGUACUCGUUGCAUGGUGCGAAUUUGAGACCGAUUUUUCUUUUAAAAAUAGGUGCUGAUUAUUUCGCUUUCGCAGCUGCCAAAUGUACAUCCCGAGACUGGUAUACGUGACAAAGCAGUGCCAUUCAAGGUUUUAAUGAAGCAUAGAAGAGGCCUGGAUCCUGUGCAGCCCAGCCAAUCGUGUAUGGGGUGCAAUGGGGUUCCCACCGCGAAUGGCGUGGUGAAGGUCGGCGAUUGGAUCCACGUGCAUAAGAUGGGAUUCGUAUGACUUCAGUCAUCUUUUGAAGGUGUUGUCAUUUUGAUGUAUCUAUUGC
Molecule: messenger RNA, 1542 nt
Organism: Suillus subaureus
Lineage: Eukaryota; Fungi; Basidiomycota; Agaricomycetes; Boletales; Suillaceae
Exons: 7
Coding region: 267-1256 (329 amino acids)
Molecular function (GO): catalytic activity; pyridoxal phosphate binding; molybdenum ion binding
Source: RefSeq, a predicted model, not a curated record